Messenger RNA from Suncus etruscus (white-toothed pygmy shrew), 1696 nucleotides. It is a transcript of the gene IRF5, whose product is annotated as interferon regulatory factor 5. The coding region runs from base 88 to 1608 and encodes 506 amino acids. Gene Ontology annotation, cellular component: nucleus. The transcript has 9 exons. Gene Ontology annotation, molecular function: DNA-binding transcription factor activity, RNA polymerase II-specific; protein binding; RNA polymerase II cis-regulatory region sequence-specific DNA binding. The record is from RefSeq and is a predicted model, not a curated record. Gene Ontology annotation, biological process: regulation of transcription by RNA polymerase II; immune system process. Lineage: Eukaryota; Metazoa; Chordata; Mammalia; Eulipotyphla; Soricidae.
CAACAAGUUCCCAGAAACGAGGGUAUCUGAGGAACAGGACGACCUGGGGAACCCUAAAAGCCCAAGGCCUGAGGAGGUCCCUUGGCCAUGAACCAGCCGGCCCCUGGGGCCUCCCUGCCCCCCCGCCGUGUGCGACUAAAGCCCUGGCUGGUGGCCCAGGUGAACAGCUGCCAGUACCCAGGGCUCCAUUGGAUCAAUGGGGAAAGAAAGUUCUUCUGCAUCCCAUGGCGCCAUGCCACUAGGCAUGGCCCUAGCCAGGACGGGGACAACACCAUCUUUAAGGCUUGGGCCCAGGAGACAGGGAAAUACACGGAAGGGGUGGAUGAGGCAGACCCAGCCAAGUGGAAGGCCAACCUGCGCUGUGCUCUGAACAAAAGCCGCGACUUCCGCCUCUUCUAUGAUGGACCCCGAGAUAUGCCACCGCAGCCCUACAAGAUCUAUGAGGUCUGCUCCAAUGGCCCCACCUCCACAGAGUCCCAGCCCAAUGAGGAUUACACAUUCGCUGCAGGCGAGGAAGAGGAGGAGGAGGAUGAGGAAGAGCUCCAGAGGAUGUUACCAGGCCUGAGCCUUACAGAAACAGCUCCUCCAGCACCCAGCAUGGCACCCUACCCUUUGCCCAAAGAGGACGUCAAAUGGGUGCCCAAUCUGCAGCCCCCUGCAGUGUUGGGCGCCCCUGCCACAGAACCCACUCUCCUGCCGCCUGUCCCUGGAAAUGCUGCUGACUUUGGGAACCUGCCCCCUCAGGCCUUGCAAGACCUGGGGGCUGGGCCUCUGACUCCCACCCUGCCCUUGGUAGAUGAACAGCUGCUGCCCAACCUGCUGAUCAACCCCCACAUGCUGCCACUGACCGAUCUGGAGAUCAAGUUCCAGUACCGCGGGCGGCCGCCCUGUGCCCUCACCAUCAGCAACCCCCAUGGCUGCCGGCUCUUCUACAGUCAGCUGCAGGCCACGCAGGCACAGGAAGAGCUCUUUGGGCCUGUGAGCCUGGAGCAAGUGCGCUUCCCCAGCCCCGAGGACAUCCCCAGCGACAAGCAGCGUUUCUAUACCAACCAGCUGCUGGACGUCCUGGACCGCGGCCUCAUCCUACAACUGCUGGGCCAGGACCUGUACGCCGUGCGCCUGUGCCAGUGCAAGGUGUUCUGGAGCGGCCCGUGUGCCACCGCCCAGAGUGCCCAGCCCAAUCCCAUCCAGCGCGAGGUCCAGACCAAGCUCUUCAGUUUGGAGCAGUUUCUCCAUGAGCUUAUCCUGUUCCAGAAGGGCCAGACCCACAGCCCGCCACCCUUUGAGAUCUUCUUCUGCUUCGGGGAGGAGUGGCCGGAUCGCAAACCCCGAGAGAAGAAACUCAUCACAGUACAGGUGGUGCCUGUGGCAGCCCGGUUGCUGCUGGAGAUGUUCUCAGGGGAGCUUUCCUGGUCAGCUGACAGUAUCCGGCUCCAGAUCUCACACCCAGACCUCAAAGACCGCAUGGUGGAGCAGUUCAAGGAGCUCCAUCACCUCUGGCAGGCCCAGCAGCAGCCGCCACUUCCGGCUGCCCAGGUCCCUCCGGGGCUGCCUCUGGGAACACAUCCAGGCCCCUGGCCCCUGCACGCUGUGGGCAUGCAGCAAUGAGGCCCUGGCUCUCUGGGGACCACAUGUGGUAGACAAGCAACUUUCCUCUACGUCUCUGGAAGUGGACCAAGAAGAGAGAGGAGGGGCC